Syngnathus acus (greater pipefish) is the source of this 3297-nucleotide messenger RNA. RefSeq names its product solute carrier family 1 member 6 (gene slc1a6). Gene Ontology annotation, cellular component: plasma membrane. The transcript is spliced from 11 exons. The record is from RefSeq and is a predicted model, not a curated record. The coding region runs from base 539 to 2278 and encodes 579 amino acids. Gene Ontology annotation, molecular function: glutamate:sodium symporter activity; L-glutamate transmembrane transporter activity; neutral L-amino acid transmembrane transporter activity. Gene Ontology annotation, biological process: L-glutamate transmembrane transport. NCBI's taxonomy places the organism in Eukaryota, Metazoa, Chordata, Actinopteri, Syngnathiformes, Syngnathidae.
UCCAUCCAUCCAUCCAUCCAUCCAUCCAUCCAUCCAUCCAUCCAUCCAUCCAUUUUUACCCUUCUGACACAUUGACAAUAACCGAGGAUAUCCGUCCAUCCAUCUUUCCAUGCUAUUCCUUUAAAGAGUCUUUAUGCUAGUCCACUUGAUGUCUGCUUUCACUUUUUUAUCUUUUGGAUGUCAAAGUUGGAGAUUAAUUCUGUAAUUCUACUCUUAAUUGAACUUGCGGCCAUGUCAAGGACCAAUAGAGAGCAGAACAUAAGAGGUACAAGGGGUGAUUGGCCUUUUGUAGACUUGAACUUGGACUCUAAUUGGUGUGUGUGUGGUCAGUGUGCAUGUGUGUGUGUGUGUGUCUGUCUGUGUGUGUGGAGGUAUAAAAAGGUCAGAACAGGUGAGAGGCAUGUUUUAUGUCUGUCUGCUCGUGAGGGCAGAACAGCAGAGCACACACCAUCAUUCGAUGCUUCACCUCUGGAUGGUACACACACACGCACACACACUUAAUCGAUGUCUUGAUGGGACUGCUUCAACACGCUGAAUCAUGAGCAUUUCACACGAGACCUCCCUCCUGGACCAAGUUCUGGAACUGAUUAUGAGCGAGAAGCCGCCAGCCACCAGCGCUAGUCUUUUCCUAAACGAGGACGCGGAAAAAGCCGCCGUGCCCGAGCCGACGGACUUGAAGAGACGAGUUUGCGCGGCCAUGGAGAGGAAAGCGAGUAUCAUGAAGGAGAAAAUAAGCUCCAUCAGCAAGGAGGGCGUCAAAGCUUUCCUCAAAAGGAACCUUUUCGUUUUAUUCACCAUUGCUGCCGUGGCUGUGGGCAUCAUCCUGGGCUUCUCUCUGCGCUCCCAUGACUUGUCCCUGAGAGAGAUCAAGUACUUCUCCUUUCCUGGGGAGCUGCUGAUGAGGAUGCUGAAGAUGCUGGUGCUGCCUCUCAUCGUGUCCAGCCUGGUCACAGGAAUGUCCUCCUUGGACAGUAAAGCGUCCGGUAAAAUGGGCGCCCGUGCCGUGGUCUACUACAUGGUGACCACCCUGAUCGCCGUCUUCAUCGGCAUCGUCAUCGUGAUCAUCAUCAAACCCGGGAAAGGCAGCAGGGACAGCCUCGUAGCCAAGAGCGGCAAUGUGGAACUGGUCCAGGCUACUGAUGCUUUCCUGGACCUCAUCAGGAAUAUGUUUCCACCUAAUCUCGUGGAAGCUUGUUUCAAGCAGUACAAAACCACAUACAAGAGGAUUGUACACACAAGGAACAUGACGGUGAGACUGAACCUCACUGACACUGCGAGCAACGUGACGGACGCCAACGUGAACCUCAGCAGUGUGCUUCACACCAUAAAGGAGACGUUGGAGGAGACGGUGCCCGUGCCGGACUCCUCUGAUGGCGUCAACGCUCUUGGUCUGGUCUUCUUCUCUAUGUGCUUCGGUCUGGUCAUCGGCAACAUGAAGCUGAAGGGUCAAGCUCUUAGGGACUUCUUUGACUGCCUCAAUGAAGCCAUUAUGAAACUGGUGGCCAUCAUCAUCUGGUACGCCCCGGUGGGUAUCCUCUUCCUGAUAGCGGGCAAGAUUGUGGAGAUGAAGGAUCUGGCAGAGAUGGGCGGCCAGCUAGCGAUGUACACCGUGUCGGUCAUCGUGGGCCUCCUCAUCCACGGUCUCUUCGUACUGCCGCUGCUCUACUUCCUGGUGACCAGGAAGAACCCCUACAGCUUCAUCGGCGGCCUGCUGCAGGCGCUCAUCACAGCUCUGGGAACCUCCUCCAGUUCUGCAACUCUACCCAUUACUUUUCGCUGCCUGGAGGAGAAUAACCAUGUGGAUAAACGGGUGACCCGCUUUGUUCUCCCCGUGGGCGCCACCAUCAACAUGGACGGCACCGCUCUGUACGAAGCUGUGGCGGCCAUUUUUAUCGCUCAAGUCAAUGACAUGGAUCUGAACUUUGGACAGAUUCUAACAAUCAGUAUCACGGCAACCGCUGCCAGCAUCGGAGCAGCAGGCAUCCCACAGGCUGGCCUGGUUACCAUGGUGAUUGUAUUGACAUCGGUGGGACUGCCCACAGAGGAUAUAACCCUCAUCAUCGCCGUGGAUUGGUUCCUAGACCGUUUGCGUACCACCACCAACGUGCUGGGCGACUCUCUCGGGGCGGGCAUCUUAGAGCACCUCUCUCGUGGCGAAUUGCAGAAUCAGGACGAAGAGGUGCGCAACUCCGUCAUCGAAGAAAACGAGAAGACUUACCAGCUUAUUUGCCAGGACAACGACAUUGUGCGUAAUCACAACAGCGAGACCACAAUGUGAAAGCUGCGGUUCGUCCAGUAAUACCGGGCAGAUGUAAUUUUCCAUGAAAUAUUUUUUAGGCUGCAUAGCUUUCCAAUUAGCAGUGCGAAACAGUACAGACAACAACAAAAACUAGAGUAUGUGACGCCGAACUCGAACCCAAGGAUUUUUCAUAUUAGUGAAUCCGCUGUUUGUUAGACAAAAAUACACUUUUUUGUUUUGGCAUCUUGGGGGCAGAAUGCCGUGCUGCCCAACAAAGCAGGACGGGGAAAGGCGGCAGGGUCAAAGUCACACGCACUGAAAAGAGAGAUAGUCAAAUUAGGUCAUAAGAAUGACGUCACCAAAAAAAAAAUUACAGAAAAAAUGGUAUCACUACGAGGCAUACAAUUGUAAUGUUGCGAUAAAAUAUGUAAAAUUUUCCACAAAAUGGAGGUUAGGCUCCAAAUUGUACCUUCCACGUUGGAGGGUCAAUUGUUUGUCAUUAAUCAUCAAGACUACCUCUAAUAGAAACUGGAUGCGGAAUGUAACAGUAAUCGUGCAUAUUGAAUAAAUAUUAUUUUAUCCUGUUAAGGUUGCUUACAUGCCGUGAAAUGUGAAAGCACUUGACUGUUAAACACUGGACUUUGCUACUCAUUGUUUUAAAUUCUAGUGACUUGCCAGGAUGUGGCUUCUUGUGAGUCUUAAUAUUUUUUGCUCUACUAUUACCUUUUAAGACUGUACUGCUGUGAACUAAUUUAAAUACACAGGUAAGAUUGUCUGUAAAGUUUUUGAAGAAGCACACUAUUUUAAUGUUUAUCAUAUUCUGUUCAUGGAUUAGUUUGAUGGGAAAAUAUUUUGUUAUUGUGAAGAGUGUAGAGAACUGUAUGUGCAGUAGUUUAAUCCUUUUUGUGCUGAACGCUUCACGUCAAUGUAAUAAUUCAGAAAAGUGUCAAUGUGGGCUUUAGUUUUAAAAUGAUUCAUGUAGUUUUAGUGAAAAGGGGUUUCCCCCCAAAUUGAUGGCACAAUGUGAUGAAAUAAAUGGCUCAGGAAUUCAAACUUGA